This is a messenger RNA of [Torrubiella] hemipterigena, 282 nucleotides long. The record is from the annotation of a GenBank genome assembly. Lineage: Eukaryota; Fungi; Ascomycota; Sordariomycetes; Hypocreales; Clavicipitaceae.
AUGCUUCGCACCACCUUUGCCAAGACGGCUGCUUUCCGUCCCCUCCGUGCCGCCGCUUUCAGCACCACCACCCGAGCCAUGGCUGCUGGCGACACUGGCGCUCCUCCCGCCACUGGUGGCCAAGGUGACGCUUUCCAGCGCCGCGAGAAGGCCUCCGAGGACUACGCCAUCCGUCAGCGUGAGAAGGAGAAGCUCCUUGAGCUAAAGAAGAAGCUUGCCGAGCAGCAAGAGCACCUUAACCGCCUCUCUCAGCACAUUGACGAGAUCACCAAGGAGAAAUAA